Messenger RNA from Funneliformis caledonium, 447 nucleotides. NCBI's taxonomy places the organism in Eukaryota, Fungi, Glomeromycota, Glomeromycetes, Glomerales, Glomeraceae. The record is from the annotation of a GenBank genome assembly.
AUGGCCGAUUGCACCGACCCAGAAAUUUGCGACGCAUAUGAAGAAGUACGAGAUGAUAAAAACGAAACUAGCUGGUUAAUUCUUCAAUAUGUUUCGGAUAGAUCAGAUAAAUUGACAUUAAAAUCAAAAGGGACAGGAGGGUUACAAGAUUUUGUUGAUAAGUUAGAUGAUAACCAAGCAGCAUUUGGUUAUAUAAGACUUAAUGUGUCAAAUGACGAAUUAUCUGUACGAACUAAAUUUAUUUUUAUCACUUGGGUUGGUAGUGGCGUUAAAAUUAUGAGAAAGGCCAAAUUAUCCGUACACGUUAGUGAUGUAAAAAAAGUUCUUCGGGCGUGUGCUAUUGAUGUUAAUGCUCAUGAUAAAGCCGAAUUGGAUGAAGAAGAAAUUCUCACGCAGCUUAGAAGGGCUGGCGGGGCAAAUUAUGAUAGACGAUCUUACGAUUAUUAA